Gambusia affinis (western mosquitofish) is the source of this 1118-nucleotide messenger RNA. RefSeq lists its product as uncharacterized. The annotation marks the transcript as partial. Lineage: Eukaryota; Metazoa; Chordata; Actinopteri; Cyprinodontiformes; Poeciliidae. The transcript has a single exon. The record is from RefSeq and is a predicted model, not a curated record.
CCCAGGGCCAUUGUAAGCAGGAUUGUCUCUAUGUUAAAUGUUGGAAAAUAAACACCUGGUUGGUCUGCACUAUUUCUCUGCCUCAAGACUCCUCUGUAAACCAGCCGCUAAGGGCCAUCCUAACAAGUGGUGUCAGAAGCUGUGGCCGGAGUCACAAAGUGGAGUUGAGGAUGACGAAAGACAGAGAAAAGAGGAAGCAAGACCAACAGGUGGAGCCUGAUGAGGGAGCAAAAUCAUCUGCUGAUCAGGUGGGCGUGGCACCCAGCAACCCUGAGAAGAUUGAGGAGCUUGCAGAUUUGGUGAAAUCGCUCAUUGAGUCUCAAUCAGUGAGAGACCAACAGCUGGCAAAAGAAGCUGCUCGUCAAGACCAUAGAUGGAAAUCUAUGCAGCAUCAGUUUCAUCAAAUACAGCAACAAGUGUAUGAUCUGAGGCAAGAUUCUGGAGGUGACCAGCUACAGUCAGGAGCACUGCGGCCUCAAGAGGACAGAGAGGAUCCAGGAGAGGGGACAAGUCAACUGUCUUCGGAUGCUGGACCUGAGAGGGAUUUCAGCAUGCACAGAGAACCUAAGCUACAUCCUCUACUACCUGAUGAUGACAUCGAACAUUUCUUGACCACUUUUGAAAGAAUGGCCCAGGUUUGUCGAUGGCCAAGGGAAGAAUGGGCUAUCCGGCUAAUUCCCCUAUUGACUGGCAAGGCACGAAGUGCUUAUGUUCUGAUGGAUUUUGCAGACUCAGAAGACUAUGACAAAGUGAAGGCAGCCAUAUUGCAAAAGUAUGAGAUUACAGCUGAAACCUAUCGUCGGCGUUUCCGUUCUUUGGACAUUCUUCCUGGAGAGACUCCACAAGAACUGUAUGUGCGCCUCAAAGAAAUGUUUUUCAAGUGGGUUAAACCGGAAAAGGCAACAAUAAAAGAAAUUGCAGAGACAAUGAUCCUGGAACAGUUCCUGAGGAUGGUUAACCCUGAACUGGAGGUGUGGCUUCGUGAGCAUGACCCAAAGACAGCAGAAAAAGCAGCACAACUGGCUGAUGUCUUCACGGCAGCUAGACGAGGGACGAAACACCGCUCUUUUGGCCGAGACUCCAACUUUGCCCACAAAAGUAAGUCCUUUGGGGAUGAA